CAGAAGGCAGGGCAGAGGCAGCAUGGGCUGUGGCCCCCAGUGGUGACCAGCCCUGCCAUGGGAAACAACAGUUCUCACAAGAGGACCAAAGUGCCCAAGCAGGCCUGCAAGGAGAAGCCGCCCGAUAUGGACAAGGCUGGGCGGAAACAGCAGUUCUUCAGCCACCUCAAGCGGAAGAAGCCAAGCGCCAAGAUCGUGCUGCUUUUCCCCUUGGACAAGCGGCAGCAGCUAGCCGAGGUGGCGGCGGGCCCCAGCGCGCGGCCUGGGCGACCAGGCGAGGACGCGACGGGCGGCCCGGUGGGCUCCCCGGCGGCGGCGCCCAUGCUGCGAGGAGCGGGCGACGGCGCUGAUCGGCGCGAGGGCGUACGCGCGCGCGAGAUGAAGAAGAUCUUGGUCCUGCUGCUGCUGCUGGACGCGCGGCUGCAGGAGGAGGGGCGCUGCGCGGCGGGCGCGCCCGGGGGCGGGGCCGGAGCGGGGGGCGGAGCCACGGUGGCGCCGGGCUGGCAGCGGCUGUAUGCGCGCCUGCUGACCGAGAGCGAGGUGGACCGCGAUGCCGACCCAGCCGAGGAGCAGCCGCGGAAGCGGCGCCGCUGCCCUCGCCCGCGGCCCUGAGCGCCCGGCCCGGUCCGCGGCCCCCGGCCCAAUAAAGAGCGCAUAGCAACCCUG
Callorhinus ursinus (northern fur seal) is the source of this 666-nucleotide messenger RNA. The record is from RefSeq and is a predicted model, not a curated record. NCBI's taxonomy places the organism in Eukaryota, Metazoa, Chordata, Mammalia, Carnivora, Otariidae.